CCAAGAACUCAGAGGCUCCAGCGACAUUCUACCGCAAAGGAACGCAAUCAGGGCGUCCACCCAUCUGCAAAGCGCUGGUCAUUCUGGAACAUGCGUCGCGCCUCACAAAAUCUACGACUGCCAACGGCACCCGGUACCCCUGACACCCUCAAACGCAUUGGAACAGCCACCACAACAGGCAGUCAUGGCACCUUGGCUGAAGUUCGGAGAGCAUUGUCUGGGAAACGCGUACAAGCGCAUCAAGCUGAGUUGCUACGGUUCCAAGCACCACCGUUACCAUUGCCGCCCAAGAUUAUUGCCAGGGAACAAGGUUUUGCUAGUGUCGGCAGUAUUCCACUUCUGAUGGAUGUUGGGCAAUCGUCAUUGCAGUAUAUUGUACCAAAGGGCCAAGUUCAUUCACCAAAGAUACAAGAAGAUCGACCACAAUUUGUGGUCAAAAAGGCAGCACCUCUCGCAAAGGAACCAGCACUGCAGAUACCGUCUUCCCUGCCAUCGCUGCAUGCACCUGGUGUCAUUUCACAUCCCAUCAUGGUGAAUAAGGCCGAGCCUGUCUUAUUUCCAGAUGUACCGCCUCGUUCACCACCGCAACCCCCUUUGCCACCAUUGCCACCUAAACCGUACAGCACCGACACUGUUGGCCGUUGGUCUAUCGUCUCUGACGAAGCAGCACUCGAACUUCUAGUGCAAUCUCGGAAAGCACUUGCCCAGCUCGAUGCAGCUUCAGACUCAGCAGCAUCUCUGAAUAGCUCCUUGCAUCGAGCGCGGUGCGAGGCAGUCUUAUCACAUUAUCGGCCCCUAUCCUCAGUUUACUCAAGUAGCCAUGCAAGCAGUAUUGUCAGUAAUGUGAGCUCACCGCAAGAGAUAAGUGCGACCGACAGUGACACACUUGCUGACACGCCGGAUCGUGACUUUGAUUUUGGUGAGUUUUAUGGGCAAGAAGUUGGUGAUAGGGAAGAUGGGCGCGAAUCUUAUUAUGAGUAUCAGUUUGAAGAAGGUUUAACGACUGCGAAUGAGGUUGAUGUUCGACUGACAAGGAUCAGUGAAGCACCAUCCAUCUUGACGAAUGAAACGGGGAAGCCCUGGUACCGUUGGCACUGACUUGAGCACGCUGGGUGCCAACGGCAGCCUGGAUUCUGUCAUUGAUAUCGCCAAUCUUCAGCAUCUUCGCAUUGGGCAAAGAUGAGCGACUUGUCUCCAGUGCCGAGAACCCAGUAGCACUU
This is a messenger RNA of Protomyces lactucae-debilis, 1220 nucleotides long. RefSeq lists its product as uncharacterized. Bases 91 to 1098 code for a protein of 335 amino acids. The record is from RefSeq and is a predicted model, not a curated record. NCBI's taxonomy places the organism in Eukaryota, Fungi, Ascomycota, Taphrinomycetes, Taphrinales, Protomycetaceae. The transcript has a single exon.